UGCUCUCGGAAAAGCAGGCGAUCCCAUUGACAAAAUUUCAGUCGCGUCAAGCCGAGGGAGAGUGCGAUACCCGUUACAGAUCGCAGACGCAGACUGUUUUCCUCUGGGAUUUAUCAAAUCGCUCUUUUUAUACAAGUUAAGGAUUUUAUCAUCGUUGGGCGACGAUAUCACCCCCUUCGUCCCGGCUUAUUCCCGUUUUCCCUCCUGCUGCUGCCCCUUAGGCCGCAGUGAGAAGCAAGCGACAUGGACGGGUUUUACGACCAGCAGGUCCCUUUCAUGGUGCCCCCCAGUAAGUCUCACAUGCAGGAACCGUCUUGCAGACCACUCACUGACCGAAAAAGGAAGUUUGUUGACACUGAGUUGGCACAGGAUACGGAGGAGCUCUUUCAAGAUCUCAGCCAGCUACAAGAGAUUUGGAUAGCAGAAGCCCAUGUACCUGAUGACGAACAGUUUGUUCCAGACUUCCAGUCGGAUAACCUGAUGUUCCAUGGACCCCCUCAAACUAAGGUAAAGCGGGAACUGAGUCCAAGCAGAGAGUUUUCACCAUGUGGACAAGAACAGAGACUGUCUCCAUAUGGAGAAAAGUGCCUAUACAACUACAGUGCCUUCGACAGGAAGCCAUUUGCUUUUAACAAGCCACUCACUCCUCCAUCUACACCGGCAUCACCCUUUGGCUCCUCCACCAGCACAGCAACACACCCUGUGCAAAAAAGAGUAAUGCCACCAGCCCAAACUCAGACACAAGGACCACCACUAUUACCUGGUCCCAACCACAGCUCCACACCUCCACAUCAGAGAGCACAGACUCCACUCCACAGUCAGAGCCCACCUUUUGCAGUGCCCUGCCCACCUGUCAAUCACCCAGAUGCCUCCUACAGCACAGACCACAGGUUUCAUCGGCAGCUUUCCGAGCCCUGUCUGCCAUUCCCGCAGUCCGAUGGCCGCUGUCAGACACCGUACCCCCCGCAGGCCCGUGGCCAUUUUCCCCGACAUAGCCGUCCCCCAUAUCAGCGCCAGAUGUCAGAGCCGUUGGUGCCAAUGCCUCCCCAGGGAUUCAAAAAGGAAAUGGUGGAUCCCUGUUACAAUGAGCAGGGAGUGCAAAACAUGGGACCUCCUCGUGCACCACUGUUCCACCAAAUGUCAAUCAAACAGGAGCCCAGAGACUUCGGCUUUGAUUCAGAAGUACAGAACUGCCAGUCAUCUUUUGGCAAGUCAGCAAACUUCUAUGGUGCCAACAGCGAAGGUUUCGGGUAUGAAGGAGAAUCCCACCUGUAUUAUGACGACGCGUGUGUGGUGCCAGACCGCCUGGAGGGAAAGCUAAAGCAGGAGGGUGGAGUUUUCCGGGAGGGGCCUCCGUAUCAACGAAGGGGGUCUCUGCAACUCUGGCAGUUCCUGGUCACUCUGCUGGACGACCCAUCCAACAGCCACUUCAUUGCUUGGACUGGUCGUGGGCUGGAGUUUAAACUCAUUGAACCUGAAGAGGUUGCUCGUCGUUGGGGCAUCCAAAAGAACAGGCCUGCGAUGAAUUACGACAAACUGAGCCGUUCCCUGCGCUACUACUAUGAAAAGGGCAUCAUGCAGAAGGUAAAGGUUGCUGGAGAACGGUACGUGUAUAAGUUUGUGUGCGAUCCCGAUGCGCUCUUCUCAAUGGCGUUCCCUGAUAACCAAAGGCCCAGUCUGAAAGCAGACCCCGAUGGGAUGCAGGUUCCCGAGGACGACACUGUUCCUCUCUCACACUUUGAUGAGAGUAACACUGUCCCGUAUCCAGGAGAUGCCAGGGACCAGUGCUUAGUGGGGAAGUCCUUUCCUGAAAAUUACGCUUUCUGAACUGCUUCACCAUCACUGAGCAGACCAGAAGAACUCUAAAAUGCAUCCUCGCACUCCAAAAGCAGCUCAUGUCAAAUUGUAAUUGCUCCGAUGAGGAAUCUGUAGCGCCUGCUGACAAGUCUCUAGACUUUCUUGCCACACUUUUAUUGUUUGUUUGUUUCUACAAGGUUCCAUAAUGAUUUUUUUAAUUUACAAACAACUUAAAGGGACACAACAGUAUUUUUGAGUAUAACCUUUGGUUUUAUAUAUAUAAAUAAGUGUAUAUUUUAAAAUAUGGCUUUUGUGCACUGCUUUCUUUGUGUAUUGGGCCUGGCGUCUUUUUUCAAUGCUCUGCUUUAGUGAGAUUUGUAACAACUUCUGACAAUGCAUAAUGAUGCACCUCAGGCUGUGUUGUCAUUAUCAGAGUGUAUAUAGCUUUGAUUAUAAUCUGGAAAAAUGCACAAUUUUCUCCAGCUGGCCAAGUAAAAUGCUUUAUAACUGUUCAGAAAUAGUUAUUUCAAUGCUUUUGUAAUGUGAUUUUUAUGGAUUGGGGGUGGGGUACAAUGGGCAAAAAGAGGGUAGGGGAAUUGAAAAGUGAAAUCUAUGUAUAUUAUGAGUAUAUUUUUGCAAAAGCUGAACUGAAUUGCAUUGUAUAAGCUGUACAACAGACUUUUAUCACUUGUAAUCUGUUCUUUUUGUACAGUGGUGUGUGUGAAAUUGCAAACCAGCUCUUGAUAUGCCUGGUUCAGGAUCAGUCAUGCUUGCGUGACCUUUAACUGUUUACCAAAGGAUUAUAGCAAGGCUGUCUGAUUUCUGCUCCGUAGUAAACAAGCAUGGCAAGAAGCUCUUUCCACCUUCACUGUCAACCUUAUUUGUCUGUACUGGGUACAACAGACCCCUAGUUCUGUUUCACUGUGGAUAAAACUGUUGUCUCAUUGUCUUUUGAAGACAAUUUCUUUCAAGAAUUUUUCAAGUACAGUUUUGGUGUACAAUUACAGAUCUGUAUUUUCUAAACUAUAAGGUACAGGAUAAAUAAACGUCCAUAAACAGA
Messenger RNA from Labeo rohita (rohu), 2857 nucleotides. RefSeq names its product ETS variant transcription factor 5b (gene etv5b). Gene Ontology annotation, biological process: regulation of transcription by RNA polymerase II; cell differentiation. Gene Ontology annotation, molecular function: DNA-binding transcription factor activity, RNA polymerase II-specific; sequence-specific DNA binding. The record is from RefSeq and is a predicted model, not a curated record. Bases 244 to 1827 code for a protein of 527 amino acids. Gene Ontology annotation, cellular component: nucleus. The transcript has 12 exons. NCBI's taxonomy places the organism in Eukaryota, Metazoa, Chordata, Actinopteri, Cypriniformes, Cyprinidae.